GAGAGACAGAGUGUGUUUGAGUGAGAGCGAGCAUAUAGUGAUAUAGAAAAAGGCUUGAAAACACUGACAGCCAACAAGUUCCUCUGGGAUCAUGGGCCAUUUUGUUAAACUCUACAUGGUGCUUUUGCUGUUGAUCUUUUUUACAGAUGACCUCCAGGCUAAAUACAUCAGAGGGACAAAGGGGAAGAAUGUCACUAUUCCAUUUACAUUACAGCUCAACAACAGUUUGACUUUGAAAUAUGUCAGUCUUUAUAAGGAUCGAUCAAAGAUAGAAGAGUCUAAUAAAGAAGCACAGGAUACUCGUCGCAGCUUCAGUCUGACUUCCCAUGAGGCCAUUCUCUAUAUUUCCAACCUAAGUACUACUGAUGAAGGAAAGUACUAUGUCUCUCUGUACUACAAUGAACUCACAGGGAAGGUUAUUGAGAGCAAUACAACAUUUCUUCAAAUCGCCAUGGAAGAGCACACUACAGUGUCUACACCCACCUCUAAUCAAACAUGGAGUGUCACUUCCACUACCUCUCCACAUGGAUCCUUUGUCUACAUUCCCAUCAUCGCUGGGAUUGUUGUCUGCAUUAUGAUACUGUUCACCUUGUUGCUAGGAUGGCAGUAUUUGACUUAUAAUAAAAGCAGAGAUUGCCAGCACUCACACCAAGAACAAAGUCCGCAGGGUUCCAGCCCAAAGUGUGAGGUGAAGCGGGAAGCGUCCAGCUCUGUAGAAUACAAUGUUCUGGAUUUCCCCAGAAGGCCUCGGGGGAAGGAGGGAGACAGGAGGUCCUUCCCACCACCACAGCCCCAGGAAAGCGUGGAGUACUCCUCAAUCACCUUCUUUCAUGGCCCACAUGGAGCAGGGGGUGCUGUGUCUCCACCAAGGGGGCAGUAGCACAGGCCCCUGACAUUGGAAACUGCCGUAGAAUGAUGUCCACAGAGCUGGACCUAACACUGAGGAGCCAAACACUAACACCACGCACAGCGCAGGGCACUUACCUCCAUUGGGGUCCCUGCAUGGCUGUCACCCCCAUGUAUCUCUGUAUAAGGUCACUUAUGCAACACUGGAGCUCAACCCUAUCCAACAUCAGAGUAACAUUCCAUUUAUACUGUACAGCUGGUCCAACAGUUCUUUUCAGAUGAUCCAGCUCCUUAUAUGGACAAAUUGUACAAGCAAAAAAGGCUUCCUUGGCUCAGAGAAGCCAUGCGGACUCAGACCAUGGCUUUUUGAAGUGUGUCUUCAUUUUUUCCCCACCCAACUUUUGACACAUUGUUAUAAGUGUAAUUGAACACUGGCAGGGUGGACAAGAGACACAGCAAUUUACACUCUCAGCAUGCUGGCACGUAGGUGAGAGGUUGCAUUCUGUGAUUAUGAGUGCUCACAUGAAUGUACGGCCACCAAGAGCAGCAAAACACAAACUGUUGCUUACAGUAAAACGCUGAAUGUUACAACCAAAUGUAGGUAAACAGUGUAACAAAUGAAUCUGUUUCCACAUUGUUAUAGUACCCUCUUGUGUAAAGAGAAUGUAUUACUACCUUGACUAUAUACAGCCAGUCAUAGCCUAAUAGCAGUCCUAUAACAGAUGUUAUGAUAAUAAUCACCAUCAUUUAUUAAGUCAAGGCAGUAAUAAAUUAACAGGGAGUUAUGCAAAUGUAUCACUGUGUUAAUAAGGAUUACUUUCACAGUUUUUGUUUUAUCAAAAUUAUUUAUUCAAACGAGUACAAAUGAUGUUUUACUUAUGUCACUGAAUAAAGUUUGCUUCUUUACUGGA
Molecule: messenger RNA, 1757 nt
Organism: Conger conger (European conger)
Lineage: Eukaryota; Metazoa; Chordata; Actinopteri; Anguilliformes; Congridae
Exons: 5
Coding region: 92-880 (262 amino acids)
Source: RefSeq, a predicted model, not a curated record